UGCCUCUAGGGAAGGAUCUCUUUCUGGAGAUCCCUCCUCUGUGGUGUCUUCCCUGUGAACCUAGAUCUUUGGAUACAGGAGUUGAUGACCAAGCUGAUAACAGAGACACCUGACCAGCCAAUCCCAUUUUUAAUUGAUCAUCUCCAGUCUAAACAAGGGAACCGUGGUCAGCUUCAGAGAACACUGUCUGGCUCUGCUGCCCUUUGGGCAGAGAGUGAAGCAUCAGAAAAUAAAGGAACAAGGAGAGAUUUCAGAAGUUAUGAUAAGCCUUGGCAGGUAAAUGCAAAGAAGCCUAAAAAGUCAAAGAGUGACCUUGCCGUGUCCAAUAUCUCUCCACCGUCACCGGAGUCCAAGUCAUUGCCAAGGUCAAUAGAGCAUCCUAAGUGGGAUUGGAGGACAAAACCGGAGAACCAUGAUUUUGAUGAGCUAAAUCAUAUUCUUCAAGAGAGCAAAAAACUUGGAAAAGCCCUUGAGAAUCUUUCUCGCAGUAUUGCUAUUUCUGAUGAACUUGAUAAGGAGACAGCAGGUUUUAAUACCCCUCUUCUCAGACCUCGCGUGAUUGGAGAAUGGAUUGGUCGUGAAGAGAAUGAUGCUGAUCCCCUGGCUGCUGAGAUGCUGCAGCCACCAAUUCCAAGAAGUAAAAAUGAGCAGUGGGACAGUGAAGACAGCAGCAGUCCUGGUGGAAGCUUAAAAAUGGAGCCAAAGACUAAAGGACUGAAACAGCAACAGCAGCAACAUAAGAAACUGCUGGCUGCCAUGCUUUCUCAGGACUCCUUUGAUUCUGCUCACAGCACAGCUCCAUCUGUAACUGAAGAAGAUAUUGACAAUGAAGAUGAUGCAAUGGAACUUCUGGGUAACCAGAAAAAAUAUUUUUUCUCUAAAAUCUAAUUUUUUUCUAAAUCUAAAUUGAUUAAGAUAAGAAGUGUAAUAUUCCAUCAAGCAUAGAUUAGUUUGAGUCUGCUUCCUAUUUUUAAAAUCUAAGUAUCCAGUAGCUGUG
Molecule: messenger RNA, 997 nt
Organism: Meleagris gallopavo (turkey)
Lineage: Eukaryota; Metazoa; Chordata; Aves; Galliformes; Phasianidae
Source: RefSeq, a predicted model, not a curated record